Aspergillus ibericus CBS 121593 is the source of this 1766-nucleotide messenger RNA. RefSeq lists its product as uncharacterized. NCBI's taxonomy places the organism in Eukaryota, Fungi, Ascomycota, Eurotiomycetes, Eurotiales, Aspergillaceae. The record is from RefSeq and is a predicted model, not a curated record. Bases 108 to 1403 code for a protein of 431 amino acids. The transcript has a single exon.
GCGGGAUAAGCAUCUUCCCCGGGCAGCAGGUGAAAGGGACCAUUUGUCGAUAGUCUUCGACCCCCUCGCCCGCUUUUUGUGACUGACGCUGUGUAAAACCACCCGCCAUGAGAGCUACACCGGCCGUCAAGUUUCCUUGGUCUAAACUUCACCUUCCCCUGCCCCGCACCCCACGUCAGUCUAAGCAGCUCCUCAAUGCUAUCACAUCCUCCUUCCGUCGUCAGCUCGACCGUGAAUAUCCGACAAAUAAGCCUUCCUUGUCCAACCACAGCCAUGCCCCGGAAGAGCCUUCACCAGCAAAGUCCAAUUCCUCGGCCCAUGCGACGGAUCGACUGAUGCACAACAUCUUGAACAACCCUCUUUUCCGAGUGAAGCCCUCGGAGUCUGCUAUCUCCAGUAAUACGUCGGGCAUGCGCGAUGCCAAACAACGAAGAAUGCUGACAGAACCCAUGGUGGUAUUCGACGAAUUAGCCGCUGCAGGACACGUCGAGUCAAAGGACCUUUUCCUAUGUCUACAGUAUCAGUUGAUGCUUGCAAGGGCGAGUGGUGACGUCGUGAAGGCUAUGAAAGAUUCCAAAGCCGGCACCAAGGUUGUCAACUGGUGGCGUGCAUCAAACUGGGACGAUCGGGUGAAAAUAUUUCAACACCAAUCACCCAGACAAGUCCGACAAAAAUCCACCGGCCUACUACGAACGUCUACCACCUUGCUAAAGUUCAUGGUCGCAGAGGGCAUGCAAGAUACUGUCCUACUAUGGUGGAUGAAGUUGGCCGCUCCUGAUCCUAGAGAUUUCAGUAGUUAUAUCGAUCGAGACACUACAAAUUUGUGGGCUAGAUGCCUUCUAACUGAUCUUGUGGCCGCUGAAAUCCAAUAUGGGGGCGGCUUAGGCUCUGCUAUGCGGUACUAUGUGCAGGUGAACGACCUGUAUUUCUCCAAGUAUCCGGACGGCAAGCAUGACAAGAACAGCCUAUUUCGAAAUGCCGGUUACUAUCUGUUCAUCAACCUUAGUCUAGGGACGCCAGACAGCGGUGGCAAAAUUCCCACGAGCCUCUUCUCAGAAUACUCCAGGGCGUUCUCUCGUGCGUAUAAUUCGGAACUUAUCACAGCCUCUCUGGCUCUGCAUCAUCCCACACAACCCGAUCCGAGACCAUUCCUCCAAUUCGUUCGUGAUUAUGAUAUGGCGGCAUUGCAGGCACUAUCGAAAAUCAAACGACGCGUGUUCGCGCAUAGUUGCUCGGUUGCAAUCCGCAUCUUGACGGACCGGGGGAAGCAUAGGGAUGCCGCAUGGUUGUCAGGUGUCUUACGAUUGUCGGAUGAAACAAAGGUCGAACAUGACGCACCAGCAUCCGAGCAUGAAAAAUCAUCGCUUUCUGGGCUACUGCAAAUCGAGUUGGCCUUGACCUGAUCGAUGUAGUUAUUCACCUGCAAUGUUUGUGGUAUAAAUCUCGGAGAAAUUGGACUACAAUGCUUCCAUUACCCCGGGCAAAGCUGCAAAAUUGAUGUCUACCAUUCGAGUCACGAAUUCAGGCGGAAGAGCGCAGAUCGGGACAAGAUCCCUCAGCUAUGUCUGGCCGCCAGCCAGCCAGCACCAUCAAUGCCUGGAAGGUCACACUGAACCACCACCACCCUGGACACCAAUACUCCGCAUUCGGCUCCACACCUGCCGCUAAGGGAGGCUGUCUCCUCUUCUUGGCGUGCUUACACUCAAGGAAAGCCCCAACACAUCUAGGGCUUAUCUAUGGCCCCUCGAGCUGAGCAUCGGAUCAUC